Molecule: messenger RNA, 4630 nt
Organism: Cucurbitaria berberidis CBS 394.84
Lineage: Eukaryota; Fungi; Ascomycota; Dothideomycetes; Pleosporales; Cucurbitariaceae
Product: glycosyltransferase family 1 protein
Exons: 6
Coding region: 155-4393 (1412 amino acids)
Biological process (GO): carbohydrate metabolic process
Molecular function (GO): UDP-glycosyltransferase activity; hexosyltransferase activity
Source: RefSeq, a predicted model, not a curated record
CCGUAACAUCCGUGUCAUACCCCGUGCGCGCGCUCCAUGGUGGAUAUCAGGCUUCUUUGCACCUGAAAGCCGUCCAGUCUUAGUGUUAGCACCGUCGUCUUGACUCUUCUCUGCUGCCAUGUCUUCAAGAUAGCCUUCUUCCUCCCAGCCCGCAAUGUCGAGCUCAAACAACGCCGCGCAGGGCAAUGACGCGCCCCGCCGUGAUGCCCCACCAUCACAACCACCGCCAGGAUAUACCGAGCAAAAUGCAGCAGGCCGUCCUAGUGAUGCUGCCGGGGGCGCAUCGCAGUCGAAUGCUACAUCACAAUCGGGGACCAAGCCAGAAGGUUCGGCGUAUGCGGGCGCCUACCGCCCGUCUGAAGCACCAGCACACACUGCCACCCCUUCAAACUCCCACCAUGCAUUCGAUCCCAAUCAAGUUCACGAGCAUGAGCCUGCGGCGCACGACCUGCCCCCACCCGCGUACACGGAGCUUCCUGGCCAGAUAUCGAGCGAGAACAACGACCUGGGCACAAAUGCAGUAGUUGCAGAAGACGGCCGAGUUAAUAUCCGCAUCGAUUCAAAGAGCCGCGCCCUCUCCCAGCUUAUCCUCCCGCAAAUCCAGCGCCAGCUCUCUCAAUCCCUACAUGAGCCCGCACCUCCUCCACCUUAUGUCCCCGAGUUCUUGGGCGGUGCGCCAGGGCAAGAACCACCACCGCCGCUGAAUGUUGUCAUACAAGUAGUGGGCUCGCGAGGCGAUGUACAGCCAUUUGUAGCGCUAGGCAAGGUGCUGAAGGAUACAUAUGGCCACCGCGUCCGAUUAGCAACACAUCCUACUUUCAAAGAUUUCGUCAUUGAGAAUGGACUCGAGUUCUUCAGUAUUGGUGGCGAUCCGGCCGAGCUCAUGGCAUUUAUGGUCAAGAACCCCGGCUUGAUGCCUGGCUUUGAUACGCUGCGUAGUGGAGACAUUGGGAAGAGGAGGAAAGGCAUUGCAGAGAUCCUACAAGGGACGUGGAGAUCGUGCAUUGAGACGGGUAACGGCCUCGGUGUGGAUCCUCUCCAGCAGACGGUGGAGGAGUGGAUGGGCAUUGAGGACCAAUUGCCCGAGCAGCUGCGGAAGCCCUUCGUUGCUGAUGCUAUCAUUGCGAACCCCCCAAGUUUUGGACACAUACAUUGUGCCGAGAAGUUGGGUAUUCCACUGCAUAUCAUGUUCACAAUGCCUUGGUCACCUACCCAGCAAUUCCCUCACCCACUUGCCAACAUCCAGUCGUCGAAUGCAGAUGCUACUAUCACAAACUACAUGUCCUACCUCAUGGUGGACGUGCUCACAUGGCAGGGCUUGGGCGAUGUUAUCAACAGGUUCCGCAAAGACAGCCUUCGCUUGGAUCCCAUUAGCGCCAUCUGGGCUCCGGCCAUGCUUGCACGCUUGAAAAUUCCAUUUACAUAUUGCUGGUCACCAGCCCUCAUUCCAAAACCAAGGGACUGGACCCAUCAUAUUUCUGUCGCUGGAUUCUACUUCCUCAACCUCGCCUCAAAUUACACUCCGGAUCCGGAUCUGGCAGCCUUCCUUGAUGCAGGGGAACCACCUGUAUACAUUGGCUUUGGCUCUAUCGUAGUAGAUGAUCCGAACGCGAUGACCGCAAUGAUCUUUGACGCCGUAAAAAGGACUAAUAAACGCGCCCUGGUGUCUAAAGGCUGGGGUGGUUUAGGCGCAGACGAGCUUGGGAAGCCUGAAGGUGUCUUUAUGCUCGGUAAUUGCCCCCACGACUGGCUUUUCAAACGCGUGUCUGCUGUGGUACAUCACGGCGGUGCUGGAACUACGGCGGCAGGUAUCGCGGCGGGAAAGCCCACAGUCGUUAUUCCCUUCUUUGGAGAUCAGGCUUUCUGGGGAGCAAUGGUCUCAAGAGCAGGUGCUGGGCCAGAUCCAAUCCCCUACAAAGACCUCACAGCUGAGAAGCUGGCUGGAGCUAUCAAUGAAGCUCUUAAGCCAGAGUCCCUUGACAAAGCGCAAGAGCUUUGCAAUAAGAUCAAACAAGAAGAUGGAUGUCAGAAAGGAGCUCAGUCCUUUCACCAGAUGCUCCACUACGACGAGAUGCGAUGUGCAGUUAUACCAAGCAAGCCGGCUGUCUGGAGGAUCAAGCGGACGCAGACCAAGUUGAGCGCCAAAGCAGCAACUGUGCUUGCACAGCAGGGUCAAGUCAACUUUUCUGAAUUGAAGCUAUUCCGGGCGCGAGAAUUUGUCCCAGAUGAAGGUCCUUGGGAUCCCGUUUCGGGUGCUGCAGGUGCUUUGAUGGGUACAGCGACGUCAAUGAUGAUGGGCGUUGCCGACAUGCCCAUCCAAACCCUGAAACUGCUUCAAAUUCACCCCGAUGCCAGGUCCCGGAAGGGUAAGGAGAAGGUUACAAGUACCGAGACCCUUUCAACCGGAGAAUCGAGCGGCACUAGUCGUCCGCGGACAGCGAGAACCACGACAAGUACUACAGAACCGUCUGCAGUGAGCGGCACCAGUACCCCAACAGCUACUCAAACCCAAAGCAAUUCCAACGAUUUAUCGCACACCCAAUCCAACAAUACAGGAAUGACCAGUCCAGGUACUCCUGGGACUCCUACACACAGAUCGACCUUCAUGUCUCAGGCGUUCGCAGAAUCUACAGAAGGUUCACGGUCUUCGUCGAGGGAGCGUGCCCGACAGCUCUCGCCUGAAGCUUCCGAGUCGGCUGAUAGCCACCGCCGCCGAGCUAGCUCAGUCUCAGCGGCAGAAUCAAAAGCCAAAAACCCACAACCAGGCUUGGCAGAAAGCGUUGAGUCGGCUAUGGACACUGGAAGAGGUCUGGCUCGGAUCAUCGGUGCCGCCUCUAGGUCGCCGAUGGACUUCUCCUUGAAUGUCGCCAAAGGAUUUCAUAAUGUGCCGAAGCUUUAUGGCGCAGAGGUCAGGCAGGUCGAUAAAGUCACCGAUUUGCAGAGCGGAUUGCGAACAGCUGCCAAGGAGUUUGGAUUUGGACUUUACGACGGGAUUACUGGCAUUGUGACUGAUCCUUACAAAGGAGCGAAAAAGGAAGGUGGCAUUGGCUUCGUCAAAGGAGUUGGUCGCGGUAUCAUGAGCGUUCCGUUCCGCGUCAUGGGCGGUGCAUGGUCGGUUCCGGGCUAUGCCAUGAAAGGCCUGUACCAGGAGAUGAUCAAGAGUAAGGGUAAGAGCGUGCAGAACUACAUCAUCGCGGCACGCAUUGCGCAAGGAUACGACGAAGCAUCGUCAAUCACUACGCAAGAAAGUGAUGACAUACUGAGUCGUUGGAAGUACGUCAAAGUUGGCAUCAAGAAGAAGAGAAACCCUGGUGCAGAGAAAAUGGACUCACUUCAGUCGCUCGUCGAAGAUAAAAAGAAGAGAAAGCUUGAGAGGUGGGAAAGGGUAAACUCACACUUGAAGCCAGAGGCCGAUCCUUCGUUCUCACCGAACACGAGCCAGCACCGCAGCUCUUCAGAUCUCCACCUCGAGCAUAGUGUAAGCCAUGACAGUGCUGCAACUGAGCCUGAGAUUCGCUCCACGAUUCCCAGCUGGCGUCAAAAAGAGGCCGCACGAGUGGCGUCCUUAAGGCCCCAGCAGCACGCAGCAACGUUUCCUCGUCCUGACACCGCCCGAUCCCAGCAAUCUCAGAUUGCUCUCGAAGCUCAACUCAUUGCUGAAGAGGAAGCCGAGCAACGCGAACUCGAGCGUGCAAUUACUGCUUCCGUUGCUGAGUCCUCGCGCGGCAAUCCCGAGGAUGACAGACUCAUUGCUUCCGCUAUACGCGCCUCAAUUGCAGAGCUCGAGCGUGCACCUCCAGAUGCGGGUGCAGAAGAUGAAGAAGAGCUUCUCAAGCGCGCAAUGCAGGCUAGUAUGGAAGAAGCGGGCAAAACCAAUCGUACGGAGGAAGAACAGAAGGCUCUCGAAGAGACACUACGGAAGAGUAUACUUGAAACAGGCCGAAGGAGGAUGCAUGGAAGCGACACCGAGUGGGAUGAAGAUAGUGACACGGAGGAGGAUGAGGAGUUCCAAAGGAUCAUCGCCGAGUCCAAGGAGCUCGCGCAUCUCCACGCCAACCACCCAGAGGAAUACCAGACUCACUCUGGUGCCCAAGAAAGUGGUGUCAUGGAGGCGAUGAGUCAGGCUAUUGGAGCCAAUUCCCAACCCCAGCCCCGUGGACAGCAAAGUGCGCAGUCGAAAAAUAAUGACGAUGACGAUGCAGAGCUGAAGAAAGUGCUUGAAGAGAGUGAGCAGGCGGAGAAGGAGCGCAUGGAGAAGUUAGAGAAGCAGAAGACAGAGGAAGAUAUCGUUAUGGAGUACGUGCGCAAGCAGAGCCUGCUCGAAGAAGAGCAUCGGCAGAGGGUGCUACAGGGGAGAGAUACAGUUGGGGAGAACAGCGGAUCCAGUAAGUGAGCAUGGUCUUAGCUUGGUUUCGUCAGUUUUUGAUACCCUGAUGAGCAAUCUAUAAUAUUCUCGUUUGAGUAUGUCUUGUAUCGUCCAAUUUCCCUUACCUACAGAGGCCCUUUCAUGAUUUCCGAUCAGAAAGGAACUAAGCUUAAUCAAAUAUCCCAAAACACUUCAAGCAACAUACAGAUCUACCCCCCUUAGAGCAAAACGAGUACACCACAUGGAUAGAUAGAAAGCCCCAAU